UUUGUGGCUGAUGCCCUGUCUUUUUUUAGAGCUUUUGGAUCUCUUUUCGCCCUUGCUCUGGGGGAAUAGUAGCAGCUAGAAUAACCUCUGUUAAAGCUAGCAGAGUGAGCGGAGUGCGACAGUGCACGGUAGAAGCAGCGAUUGCUAUCCGGAACAUGGCGGAGACCGUGCGCUCGCUGUUUGACUAUCGGGAGCCUCCGACGCUGGACAGCGAUGGAGAAGGAAGCAAACCGCCACCGCCGCGCGGGCGAGGCUGUGGCCGUAAGAGGAAGGGAACGCCCGUGAAGGUGUGCGACCGGGUCUUCGUCACCGAGGAUGAGGAGGAGAGCCUGUCUGAACACAGCUACUGUCCGGGUGACGGUCAGUACCAGGAAGGAGAGGAGGACAGACUUCCCCCGCCCGAUGGCCCCUACUACCUCGCCGACCCCGCCCAGCUAUGCGUCUCGGAGCUCGGAGAGGAAGGGGGCAGCGGGGCCAGGACCGCCGUGCUCUACCCGCCGCCGCCAAACUGCCGCAUCAGAGAGGUGCACUGUGGGAGCCAGGUGCGGCUGGUCGUCAUAGCGAUCAGAGACAUCGCCAAGGGGGAGGAGAUAACCGUGGACUACAGCCUGACCGAGUGGGGGGAGAACGCCAUGGGUUUCCACAGCUCUGUGUCUCCAGGAGGGUUCGAAUGCAGCUCUGAUGCCGAGAACAAUGUAAAGAAGGAGGAGGAGUCUGGCCCUGUCUCCCUCUCUCUCUCCGUCUCUGACUACCUCACGCCCUCCUGGUCCCUCUCCCCUUCAUCUUCCCCGCUCUCUCACUCCGAGCCCAGCGACUCGGACCGCGAGGAAGAGGAGGACGAGGAGGACGAGGACGCGCAGGAGCACAGGGGCCGCAUGCUGCGCAGGCGCAAGAAGCGGAAGGGCGCGCCCGGUGCCAAAAAGAAGGCGGGGCCCCGGACUCCCGGCCGCCCCGCCCUCUUCUCCCGCGCCCCGCCCCAGCCCGCCCCCGCGCGGCCCCUCUUCAAAUCACCGCCCACCGUGGCCCCCACCGCCACCACCACCAACAUCAACAACAACAUCAACAUCAACAUUGGGCGGGACGGGCCGGCGGGCGUGGUGGAGGGCGUGGGCGUGGUCGGGGGUGGGCAGAGGCAGAGCUGCCCGUACUGCGGCCGCCAGUUCCGCUUGCUCGCCCGCCACCUGGAGAAGCACCACGCCCAGCAGCCCGAGAUCAGGGCGGCCAUGGAGCGCGCCCAGACCCACCCCCACGCCGCCCUGCCGCAGCUGCGUCCCCCCGCCCACCCGCACUCCGCCCUGCCCGUCCCCUCCUCCUCCUCCUGCUCCUCGGCCCCGCCCACGCUCUCCUUCUCCAGGGAAAGAGAGGCCCAGGUUCACGGCGGAAACAACGGCGUCUCCCUCUCUCUGUCCCUCUCCCCCGCCUCCCUCAGCCACGCCUCCCCCAGGAAGAGCCCCGCCCUCUCCACCCCGCCCAGGAAGAGCCCGGCCCCGCCCCUCUCCACUCCGCCCAGGAAGAGCCCCGCCCCGCCCCUCUCCGCCACGCCCAGGAAGAGCCCGGCUCUGCCCUUUUCAACCCCGCCCAGGAGGGGUGUGUCCACAAUGACCACGCCCAGGAAGGGUGGCCGCAGGUUGAAGAAGGAGAAGGAGGAGGAGCAGCCGGAGGAGAGGCAGGUGACUAAAGAAGAGGAGGUCUCUCCUCCCGUCUUUCAGGAGGUGGUGAAGGAGGGCAUGCAAGAAGAGAACGGAGUGAGGGAGGAGGAGAGUGGAGGAGAGGAGAAGAAAGGAGCAAUGUCGAGCUCCCGCAGGCCCCACAUGAUGCCGCUGCUGUCCUCGCUCUCGUCGCUGGUGAUGUACCUGCGGCGGCUGCAGCACUCGGCCUUCCUGUCGCUGUCGCGCUCGCCGCAGUCGGCCGAGGCGUGGCGGCUGCUCUGCCACGCCAGCCUGGCGCUGCUCAUCCUGUACAACCGGCGGCGCGAGUGCGAGGCGUCCAAGCUCACCAUCCAGGAGUACCGCAGCCGCGUCACGCCGCAGUGCCCCAUCCCCGUGCCGCCCGGCGCCCCGCCCGCCCUCACCCCGCUGGAGGCCUCGCUCUCGCCCUUCGAGCGCCAGGUGCUGCCCCACCUGCCCCGGGCCGGCGUGCAGGGCAAGCGGGGGCGGGUGCAGCCCCUCAUCCUGCCCCCCCACAGCGAGCCCUGCCUGGAGCUGCUGCUGCAGACCCGGCCCGGCGUGGGGGUGGACCCGCAGAACCCCUACGUCUUCGCCCGGCCCUACCACUCGCCGGCCACGCCCCUGCGGGGCACGGACCUGCUGCGGAGCCUGGCGCGCUCCAGCGGGACCCGAAACCCGCGCGCCCUCACCCAGACCCGCCUGCGGCGCCAGGUGGCCAUCUUCACCCAGCUGCUGCUGCUGGGCGAGGGCGAGGGGCAAGGGGCGGGCAGCACCAGCGCCAGCCAGCGCCUGGAGAGCUUCCUGCAGAAGGAGUACCACGUGACCCAGAGCUGCGCCAGGAUUGGCCAGGACCCGGGCCUGAUGGGCCGCGUGGGCAGGGUGGUGCUCUGCGGAGAGAGGGACGGGGUGCUGUUUCGGGGGAUGAGCCUGCACCACAUCUGCCUGGAGCUGGACGUGAUGUCAGGGAACUCUGCAGACUCUUUCUCUGAUGACUCGGACGGGGAGCAGGGUAAAGAGAAGGCGGGGGCGUCGUCGGCGACGAUGGGGAAGAAGGGCGUGGCCAAUGGCAAGUCCCCCCGGCAGAGGAAAGGAAACGCAGCUCUUCCCAACUCCGCCUCCCCUUUCGCCUCCCCCAACGGUCGCAGGAAGGGAGCAGGCCAGCCCAAACCAGGGAAGCGUGGCGUUCUGAAGCGGCCCUGGUCGGAGGCGGAGCGCACGGCCGUGGAGUCCCACCUGACGCGCAACAUCAUGGAGCUGCGGGUGCCCGCCAAGGCCGACUGCGAGCGCUGCCUGCAGCUCUGCCCCCUGCUGGUCACCAACCGCCGUGACUGGCGGGCCAUCAAGUUCUACUGCCACAACCGCAUCCAGCUGCUGAAGAAGAGGGAGCGGAGGGAGAGCCUGAGCGCCAUGGGGGCUCCGCCCAUGUGCUGAGGAAGUCCCGCCCCCCAAAUAAACUUACCCCCCCCCCCCCCCCGGCCCCUCCCCUGGACCGCCCCCUCACAGCUGCCCCGCCCAAGUCUCACUAACCUUUAAAAACUGCCCCAGCACGGUCUGAACCACAAUCAGUAAAAUCCGUUUCAGAGUCAUUUCAGGGCUCUACAAGUGCUGCCAUUUUGGGAGCAUCGGCUCCUGGUAAUUGAUGUGCGCCAACUGUAAAAAAGUAAUUGAGGAGAACAUCUCGUAAUUGGGGUGCAUUAGUGUACGGCUAAAUUUUUCAACUAGGGAGCACAUGUGCUCCUUGGACAAAUUUUUUGGUGUAGAGCCCUGCAGUGGGUAUGGUCUCGUCAGUUCACACGGGCCAUAGCUAUGCUCUGAUGUUGCCUGGAUGGUGAGCUUGGACGCCUCUCCUUUUUCAAAUUCAAAAUGGCGGGGGGUGCGGCCUCUAUAAUCAGUUUGGUGAUAGCCGUGCUUUGUCGUAGGAGGCUGCUAGCGAACAGAUAUAAGGGGCAAGGAGGUGUUACUCCUCUAACGUUCAUGGUGAAUUCCCAUUGACUUUGACUUUUUUUUGGGGGGGAGGUUGGGUUGGGGGGACUGGAAAAUGAGGGAGUGCCCUCCUUAAUAGUUUGCAACGUCCAACCAAAUUUGACCAUGUGAACCACAACACCACCAUUCCAUGCUGUCAUUAUUGACAGUCUAUCCCCCCCCCCCCCCCCCCCCCCAAAAGUGAACGGUGCAUUUACUCACUGGAGUUUCCUUUGGUUUAUUGUACUUUUUUUGUUUUUUUUAAAGUGACCAGUCUACCUGUAGCCACAUCAGUUUCCCUGCUGCACUGUAGAUGACAGAGCUUCAUCAUACAGUCAGUGGUCUACAGUACACUCUACCUGUAACCGUCUGCAAACUACCUGCUCUGAAUCACUACAGGUGCGCACACAUCCACAGAUACUUGAACCUCUUAACAAAUCAGCUUUUUUCUCUGGUAUUUGGUACACACAGCGUUCAUAUACUGCUUGUCCUGUAUAUAGCGAUCUUAUCAUUUGAAUUCGAUAUUGUCUUGGUUAUUAAUAUAAUUCCUUCUUUAAGCUAUUCUGUACAUAUUGUUGUAAAUUAUCACAGAGACAAAAAGGAUGAAAUAAGUAUCGCGAAGAGAACCGUGUAAAGUAUGACUUGGUUUUUGUG
Molecule: messenger RNA, 4283 nt
Organism: Anguilla anguilla (European eel)
Lineage: Eukaryota; Metazoa; Chordata; Actinopteri; Anguilliformes; Anguillidae
Exons: 9
Coding region: 156-3098 (980 amino acids)
Molecular function (GO): protein binding
Source: RefSeq, a predicted model, not a curated record